This is a messenger RNA of Suillus fuscotomentosus, 2267 nucleotides long. Its product is annotated as P-loop containing nucleoside triphosphate hydrolase protein. Gene Ontology annotation, biological process: transmembrane transport. The record is from RefSeq and is a predicted model, not a curated record. The transcript has 14 exons. Gene Ontology annotation, molecular function: ATP hydrolysis activity; ATPase-coupled transmembrane transporter activity; ATP binding. NCBI's taxonomy places the organism in Eukaryota, Fungi, Basidiomycota, Agaricomycetes, Boletales, Suillaceae. Bases 100 to 2196 code for a protein of 698 amino acids.
AGUGGGGUAAAUGAUGAUCUGGUGAUACAUUUGCAUUAAGGCCUGCCCGGGGUACAACCUUCUGUUCUGCCGCCAGAAUCAGACAUCGGAAAGAUACGAAUGGCAACAAGUUCAAGACAGUCAGACCUCCGCCCUGUCACGCACACUCGCAUCGGUAUAUGGGACCUCUAUGAGGAACGUGGAAAAGAGUUACCACGCAGCCCAGAUUCAUCAAUAUUGAAGACAAUUGUCCAAAUACGCGAUAAUAUGCCCUACGUGGUCCGCAUGUUCAAGGAAAUACUCAAUAUCAGACGAGUCCCGAUGCUUCUCUCCGCAUUCUUGGCAGUGAAAGUCUUAGACUCCCUUAUACCUGCCGUUUCCCUAUGGUACGAUGGACAAUUGCUCCAACUCGUGGAGACUGUGAUGGAGACACCCACUAUUGACACCACAGUAGUGAUUCAUGUGGCAGUAGGACGUGUUACAUGCGCAGUCGCUUCGCACCUUCUCAAACAUAUCCAAAGACGCAUGGAAAUCCCCAUAAACAUAUCCAUCAGACAAUUUUAUGCUAGACACCUAUUCCACUCGACAGCCCGUCUUGACCUACCCACCUUUACAGACUCUGCUGUCCAGCUGCAGUUCGAUUCUGUGACAAAUAGUAGGACCAUGCACACCAGCCUUGCAUGGCAAGCUGUUCACAGGUUGGCGAGCCUCACAACGAUGACCACUGGUAUGCUCUCUGAGCUUUUUGUUCUGUUCACAAUCUUGCGGAAGCAACAAAAUGGACCACUUCUUGUGAUCCUUGGCUUCUCGCAAUCUAUGUUUCGCUGGUAUAGGAAACAAUCAUGGAGGCAUAACUUUGAUAUGGGUGUUUGGGCCGCGACCACGACCAAUAAUGAUUACAUUCGCACGCAAGGCCUGAGGAUCCUCGGUUUUUCCCCUUCACACCGUAAAGAGCUCGUCGCAGGCAACCUCAGCGAAUAUAUUACUUCACAAUUUUGCGAAUCAGCCUCGCGCCUUGGCGAUGAUGCGGGCAGGUUUAGAGAAGUGUAUGAAGCUCAUUCUAUGGGGAAAUUCCCGAGCAUCACCUCCAUCCUCCGUGAAACGAUGCAUGAACUGCCUCAGAUCGCCUUCAUCCUGAGCGUCGCGCGAAGGCCAACGACGGUCCUUCUCUCUUUUGUGUCAUUCGUGCUAAUUGAACAGACAUCUAAUUCAUUCAUUUCUACACCCCUCUUGUCGUACACGGUGUCCGAUCUUGCUACAAUAUUUGCCAACGUACGCCAUUUAUAUCAGUUUAAGAACGUGCAGAACAAAGUGGUGGAUGGCACAGAACGGUUCCCCGGGAACCAGCAAUCCCUCAGUAGUGGCAUUUCUGUUGAGUUCAGGAAUGUAUCGUUCCAGUACUCUGAUGAAGAGAGGUAUGCACUCCGGGAUGUUUCAUUCAGGAUCGAGGCUAGUCAGCUUUGCGUCAUUGUCGGAGGGAAUGGCUCUGGAAAAAGUACGAUUUUGAAACUCAUCUCCCGCAUCUAUGACCCGACAGAGGGUACAAUUCUUAUCGACAACCGCGACAUCAAAACCCUCAGACUCACUGACCUCCGUGCUGCCAUGUCCAUCCUCUUCCAGGACUACACGCACUUUCCCCUCUCGAUACGUGAGAACAUUGGACUUGGCAACCCUGGCCUCGCACAAGAUGAUGACAAGAUACGCGAAGCCGCCAAGAUGGGCGGCGCACGAGACUUCAUUGAGGAGCUCCCAGACGGAUUCAAUACCUACAUUGAUCGCCCUGUAGAUGACUACUACGCGGACUACAACGAAAGCACCGCCGUUGACUACUCUAAUGUGCGUAAUAUGGGGGGUCUCCGUACUUCCACUGUUUCAGACCUCAGCGGUGGGCAAAAACAGCGGCUUGCAGUGUCACGCACAUUCAUGCGUUCCUUGGUUACCGAUACAGACUCUUCCGCCGGUAUGCUCUUAUUCGACGAACCGAGCGCCUCCUUGGACCCUACAGCUGAAAACGAUCUCUUCGAGAAUCUGCGAAAGUUGAAGGGUACCAAAACCAUGAUAUUCUCCACUCACCGGUUCGGGAACCUCACACGACAUGCGGAUCUCAUUUUAUACAUGGACGAAUCCGUCCAGGAACAAGGCACACACGAUGAACUGAUGGGGAAAGGGGGAGAGUAUGCUCGUAUCUGGAAUAUACAAGCGAAACCUUUCCUUUAAUGAGUCGGGACCAGAGAUGCAAACAUGAUUUCGAAGAAGGCACGCACGGCGAAUCAUUGUAUUUGACAUCU